AUGUCAUAUCCGCCACCUCCAGGUUUGAACUUACCACAAACCUCUUCUUCAUCCACGACCUCUCCAGCUCACGCCUCGCUGCCCCCGCGACCGCCACCGUCAGCUGGUCCACUCCCGUCCUUCAACUCUACUACCUCCUCCACCCCAACAUUCUCCUCCGCCCCAGGAACCCGCGGCUACAAUGGCACUUCAAACAACACAGGAGGGAAUCAGCCCGCGAGUGGCUUCGGAGGCUUCACAGGAUUCCAACCACGUUCCCUAGCUGCGAAUAGUCAACCGUUCCGCACGCAUAGCCCUGUGGUCUCAGCACCUCCUGCACCGCCAACAGGCUUCUCUGCCCCUCAAACGACCUACUCCAACGGUGCAUACCAAGCAAAACCGUCCUACCAACAACCGCCGACACCAUCAUUUUAUCAAAAGCACACCUUCGAAGAGCCAUAUGUCGAGCCCACACCACCUCAAAUACGAAAUCCUUUUCCCCUUCCUGGUCAAGGUGGUGUCGGGCGAGGCGGAGCCGCCGGGCAGGGCCAGGAGAUAGACCCAGAAAUGGAAGCGCAAAUAGCGCAGUGGCAAAGUGCGUACGCGGGCAAGGAUGCAGACGGCAGCCGCACUGCUGGUCGGUCAUUCAACAGAUUCGCUACCGGAGGUGAAGGUGGUGCUUCUUCGACCGGUGCCAACACAGCUCCGCUGGGCGUACGACAGGAUGUUGCAGGUGCCUCGAUGAGUAAUUCGGCCAUGAGUUCCGCGGCCAAUGCUGAUACUGGCGUGGCUGCCGUUGUCACAGGCGCAGACGGCAAGCAGAAAACGGUCGUGCGUAGCGGUGGUGGACAGACGUGGCAGGAUCCAUCGCUACUCGAGUGGGACCCUGCACAUUUUCGUUUGUUCGUUGGAAAUCUUGCUGGUGAAGUUACGGACGAGUCUCUCCUCAAAGCGUUCUCAAAGUAUCCUUCCGUGCAGAAAGCGAGGGUAGUGAGGGACAAGCGGACGACGAAGAGCAAGGGAUACGGUUUUGUGAGUUUCGUGGACGGGGAGGAAUAUUUUCAGUCAGCGAGAGAUAUGCAAGGAAAAUAUAUUGGAAGUCAUCCUGUGCUUUUGAGGAAGAGCACCACGGAGAUUAGGCCGACGGUACCGCAGGACAAGAGGAAGAGUGGGAAGGGAGGGAAAGGAGGUGGAGGAGGUGGGAAGGGUGGGACUGGGGCUGGUGUCCAGAAGAAGCAGAGCAAGACGAAAGGUGGUCUAAAGGUGCUGGGGUAG
Molecule: messenger RNA, 1254 nt
Organism: Letharia columbiana
Lineage: Eukaryota; Fungi; Ascomycota; Lecanoromycetes; Lecanorales; Parmeliaceae
Exons: 1
Coding region: 1-1254 (417 amino acids)
Molecular function (GO): mRNA binding
Source: RefSeq, a predicted model, not a curated record